AUGGCAGUCCCCGGAACAAAGUUAGAUCCUCAGCUUUUACAGUCCACUCGGAAACUCCUGUGGGGAAAUGGAGUCAAAGAAGAAGUCUUCGCCCGAUGGUCACAGGGUUUUGUGUUUAGUGAACAUGAGGCAACUGCCCUUAUCCAACAUGAAGGAGGUCCUUGUGCUGUAAUUGCCCCGGUGCAGGCUUUCCUCUUGAAGCAUGCCUUAUUUUGCUCGGAGGAAGCUAGUGAGAAUUUGGAUGUCUCUGAGGAGCUUGCAAUAUCAUUUCUAAUUCAUGGUCUUAUUGAGAUGCUACUGCAGUUAUCAACAGAGCGUUAUAUUAUUGUGACUUUAGAUAAGGGCUUUCGUACAGCAGCCAUUUCAGACAGCAAUGGAUCCACAGGCAGUGUUGAGUCAGAGGCUGGAAGCACGAACCCUAAACGAGCCAGAAUGGACAAGGAAAACUUUCAUUCCUAUUUAAGGUGUCAUGAAUGUGCUGACGCAGAACAGCUAAAGGCUUGUGUGAAAGAAAAGAUUUCCUCAUUCACUUCUGACUAUGGAGUCUUACUUUUCCUCUACUCAGUUGUCUUGUCUAAGGGGAUUGAACAGAUAAAAAAUGAAGUGGAAGAUCCUAAUGAGGCCCUCAUUGAUGGAACCUAUGGACAUGGCAGCCAAUCUCUUAUCAAUCUGUUACUGACUGGCAGAGCUGUCUCCAAUGUCUGGGACAAUGACAAAGAAAUCUCUGGACUUAAAAUGCGGGGUAUCCAGAAACAAUCAUAUAUUGGAUUCUUAACUUUACUUGAACAUUUACGUUAUUGUGAGGUUGGCUGGUUUCUAAAGAAUCCAAAAUGUCCCAUUUGGUUAUUGGCAAGUGAAACUCAUCUCACAGUUCUUUUCUCAAAGGAAAAAGGUAUUGUGUUUCCAGCAACACAAGAAGUGACUGCAAAACAAAUAUUUCAAAGGUUUGACCAUGAAGGAAAUGGUUUCAUUUCUACAUCCUCCUUGGCUGAACUGCUACAAGAACUCGAUCUAGGAACAGAAAAGGAAUAUGUCGAUGUCGUUCGUAACAAGUUGGACUCUGAAAAUCUUGGAAUUAUAACGCUGAGCAGCUUCAUGCAAGAAUUCUAUCCUGAUGAAGGUAGCCAGGGAUGUCCAAAUCAUUUCAUAGUGUUCCAUUACAACGGACUGUCUCGGUCGUGUCCACACAGUAAAGUGUGUUUCCAGGAAGGCACCAUCACACUAUUGGUUCAGGAAGAGUAUGACAUGCAGAUCAUGGUGGAAAAGACAAUAGUUAUCUUUUCUUUCUCUCUCUCUCUCUCUCUUCAUAUCUAUCUAUCUAUCUAUCUAUCUAUCUAUCUAUCUAUCUAUCUAUCUAUCUAUCUGUUUCUUUAUAUCUAUCAGUUUCUUUAUAUCUAUCUAUAUAUCUAUCAGUUUCUUUAUAUCUAUCAAUCUAUCUAUCAGUUUUCUUUAUAUCUAUCUAUCUAUCUAUCUAUCUAUCUAUCUAUCUAUCUAUCAUUUCUUUAUAUCUAUCUAUCAGUUUCUUUAUAUCUAUCAGUUUCUUUAUAUCUAUCUAUUUAUCUAUCUAUCUAUCAGUUUCUUUAUAUCUAUAUAUCUAUGUUUCUUUAUAUCUAUCUAUCUAUUAGUUUCUUUAUAUCUAUCUAUCUAUGUUUCUUUAUAUCUAUCUAUCUAUCUAUUAGUUUCUUUAUAUCUAUCUAUCAGUUUCUUUAUAUCUAUCUAUGUAUCUAUCUAUCAGUUUCUUUAUAUCUAUCUAUCUAUCUAUCUAUCUAUUAUAAACUUAAUUUAUAA
This is a messenger RNA of Acanthosepion pharaonis, 1788 nucleotides long. The record is from the annotation of a GenBank genome assembly. NCBI's taxonomy places the organism in Eukaryota, Metazoa, Mollusca, Cephalopoda, Sepiida, Sepiidae.